Molecule: messenger RNA, 1218 nt
Organism: Fomitopsis serialis
Lineage: Eukaryota; Fungi; Basidiomycota; Agaricomycetes; Polyporales; Fomitopsidaceae
Exons: 2
Coding region: 1-1218 (405 amino acids)
Molecular function (GO): protein binding
Source: RefSeq, a predicted model, not a curated record
AUGUCUGCCACCCAGAUCAGUAUCAAGCUCACUCGACCUCCCAGCGGCCUCACCCGCAAGGUCACCUUCGACGCGCGCCCUUCCUGGGACGAGCUCGCCGCUCGCAUCGAGUCUUUGUACGACAUCCCCAAGGAACACGCUGCCGUCUCCUACGUCGACGCCGAAGGCGACGAUGUGACGAUGAACACGCAGACCGAGCUCCAGGACUUCUACACCACGCAGUCCGGCGGUGGCACCAUCCGCUUCGUCGUGCGCGAUGUGCGCGCUGCCCACGGCGGCUCUGCCACUGCCGGUGCCUCUGGGACUGAGGAGCGCGCCACUCCCACAUCGCAGCUCGCCGAGAACGUGGCCCACGUCAUCGCCUCGCUCACGGAGAUGGGCGGCGCUAACCCCGAGGUCGCUGAGACCAUCCGCAACGUCGUACGCAGGAGCGCGCCCUUCUGGCAGACUGGCGGCGGCCCCCCAGCCUCCCCCUUCGGCCCGGGCCCGCCGCAUCCGCCUCCUCCUCACUCAAUCCCCCAGCUCUUCUAUCCCCGCCCUCCCAGCGGGACUCCCAGCCUUCCGGGCCACUGGGACUUCCCUGGAGGACCUCAGUUUUCGUUCGGACGCGGACGCGGCCGUCACCACCACGGUCCGUCAGGCACGCACCCUCGUCAUGCAUUCCCGCCGCCCCCGCCCGGCCCCGGCGCCCCUCCUCCCGGCGAGGAAGACUUCGCCUCGAGUGCGCCGGAGGGCGCGCCCCGCGCGCACGGCCGCCACCGCCACCGCCACGGCUCCCCGCACGCGCACGGUCACCGCCACUACGGCCCGCCCCCACCCCCGUCGUCCGCAUUCCCUCCGAUGGACCCGCAGGCCCCCGGUGCGUUCCCUCCCCCGCCGGGCGCGCCUCCGGGCCACGAGGAGUUCGUCCACAUCCCUCCCCCGCACGCAGAGGAUGCGCCCCGGAGAGACCGCUCGCGCUCCCCCGGACUCGGAGGUGCCAACGAGCGUCGCCGCGGGCACGAGUCCGGACAGCGCAACUACCGCCACGGCGGCCCACCUCCAGCCCCUCGCGACGCGGUCUUCGAUUUUCUGAGCGGCCUUUCGUUCGGCUCCGGUGCGCAGCGGGGUAGCGGAGACGGGCGCAGCCCUCGAGGCCCGCCGCCUGGGCCGCAUGCUCGGGGCAGUCGCGGCUUUUGGACCCCCGACUAUUCGGGCGAGUCGUCUGACGAGGUCUAG